Molecule: messenger RNA, 558 nt
Organism: Apiotrichum porosum
Lineage: Eukaryota; Fungi; Basidiomycota; Tremellomycetes; Trichosporonales; Trichosporonaceae
Exons: 4
Coding region: 1-558 (185 amino acids)
Biological process (GO): post-translational protein targeting to endoplasmic reticulum membrane
Cellular component (GO): TRC complex
Source: RefSeq, a predicted model, not a curated record
AUGUCCGCCACCGCCCACCCCCUCUCCGCCAUCGGCAAGGUCAACACCUACUCGACCGCGACCGACUCGGCCGUCAUCGCCGAGCUCGCCGCCGCGCAGGAGGCCGCCGCGCGCUUCGAGGCCUUUUCAGACGCCGUCGCAUGGGAGGUCGGCACCACCAUCCGCGAGACCUUUGUCGCCACGCACCCGGCCGCCAGCUGCGUCAUCCACAUUGAGCUCUUCAACGGCGCCGUCCUCUUCAGCACCGCCAUUGGCACCGCGCCCGCCGUCGGCCCCGACAACUGGGCGUGGGUGCGCGGAAAGACCAACGUCGUCAGGAAGUUUGGCACCUCGUCGCUCCGCAAGGGCAGGGAGAUUGCCGCGCGCGGCGCGACCCCGGAGCAGAAGGGCCUCGGCUUCCCCGAGUUUGCGUGCCACGGCGGUGGCUUCCCCAUCUGGCUCCACAACAACCCCGUGGCGCCCAUCGGCGUCAUUGUCGUGUCUGGCCUGCCCGAGCUCGACGACCACCAGCUCAUCGUGGACUCGCUCGUCAAGGCCCAGCACCUCCUGCACCAGUAA